UCGGCUCCGCGGGCGGCCCCGGGGGCCGGCUCGCUUUCUCGGCGCCUCCGUUCGAGGUCCGGAGUGGGAGCGGGCUUUUCUUCACAAAACCCCCGUCGUGUUCUUUGGGCUCUGCCUGCCUGGCUGUUGCCGCUGCGUGUCAUCGGUCCCCAGCCCAUGCGCGCAUUUCAAUCCCAGGAAAGAAGGGGGAAGCUUGAAAUAGUUUAGUUUUGUUUCGGGGUGUGCGUAAUCUUCUGGUGGCGUUGUGUUUCCUGAGGGAAACUCUUGGAGAAUAAUUGUUGCUUUCCGUGCUGUACUUGUGGUCUCGAGUUAAAGACAUGAUCGUUAGCCGAGAGAUUUAAAGGUUGAAUGUAACCGAAGGUGGGGCACAAAUUAAAAUUGGAACAUGCGUGACCCUUAAAUAGGUGGAACGAGACUAUGAAUGGUUUUGUGAAGCUGAAACAGUAGCUUGCAAUCUUUUUGCAAUUUGCCUAGAGUUUCCUUCUCAUCUAAAGAUCAAGUAUGGACCCUGAAACUGAGAUACAGAGGGAAGUAAACGCUUACUACUGCAAUAUUUGCAAAAUCCGGUGUGCUUCUGCAUUAAACUUGCGGACUCACUUCCUUGGAUUCAAACACAAGACGGUUGAAGAAGCACUGAAAGCUCAUGGCAUUGUUAAAACAGCAAGUGGCUCAGGGGAGCAAGUGAAAACACCUGUAAAACUUCCUGAUUAUGUGCAAACUGAGCCAGAGAAGUUUCAUGGACAGACCUUGGAAGAACAGCUUAAUACGUGUAAAGAUUCAGAACCUGCACUUGGGCUUAAUUAUAUAAUUGAAUACAGAUCAAAAGACAAUUUCCCUUUUCUCUAUGAAUGUCAGCUGUGCAACUGUAAAACAGGACUGAGUAACAUGUUUAUGCAUGUUUGUGGUUCCAAGCAUAGACUGGCAUACCUGAAACAACAUUAUCCUGAGAUAGCAGAAUCUGAUGAAGUUAAGGGUAAAGGCUCUGAACUGAACAGAAAAGUUAGGCAAGUUGCAUCAACAAUUGAGAAGAAAGAAGGAAGAAAACAAAUAAAGGUUGUUACAGAUGCUCCAAUGAUGAGGAAGAGAUGUCAAGAACAUCCUAAUGCAGAUGACAGCCCUUCAAAAGCUAAAGUUCAGCAUGUGGAUACGUCACUUAGUAAUGAAGAAAAAACAGAUUGUAAAAAUAAGGAUGGAAAAAUGUCAGGCCCUAUUCAAGAUGACAAGAAUGUUCAAGAGGAGCAGGAAAAAAGUCAGAAAGAACAGGCAAAACCAGAUGAGAAGGAUGAACCUAAAAAGGCUAUUGAAAGCAGCAUAGGCAACAAGACUGAAGAAGGCAGCAAAGGCAACAACUCAGAGAAGUGUGACACCAAUAAACAAUCGCAGGAAGAAAGCGAGGAAGUUGAGCAAGAAUUUACAGCAAAACCUGAAGAAUUCACUAGUCAAGAAGAACUGUUGAGUUAUUUGCAAAAUUUUGAGAUACUGAAUGAAGAUGAUGCUUCAUUUAUCCUAAAAGUUACACAGACUCUUACACGUGCACUGGUGGGAUAUCGUCAGCAGGCUGCAUCAAACAAAGACGUCUUAGAUACCGAAUAUAAUGGAGAAGCAGCAUUGGAAUAUUCCACAGAACAGUCUGACCUGACUUCAGCAGAUAUUAGUGACUCCGAUACUGACUAUUCAAGCAGCCGAUCAGCUAAGCAGUCCUUAUCAGUAAAUGAAGAAGAUGAAUGCCAAAACUUUUCAACUGGCUCUUCGGAAACGGCAUAUGAGAACAACAUCACUACUGAAUUUUUGAACAGCGUAAGAAAUAUGAAUGUUGAGGAAGUUACUGCUACUCUACACAAAAUAGCAGCAGCAAAUCCAGCUUUUAGAGGAAUUGAUAUUCCGAAUGUUAUAAGGAUCCUGACUGAAAGUGGAACUCUGAGAAGACCAAGCAACAGCAGCAUGCAGUGACAUCAUAGUUAAUAGAGUUAAUAUAGCAUUGUUUACUUUCUGUAAGUUUGUUGUUUUACUUAAUAUGAACUCAGUGUACCUGAUUUUGCUAUGUUCAAAUUUUGUACAGUGUUAUUUUAAUUAAAUUAAUAACUUGGUUUUGAGAUUCUUGUUAUUUAUUUCUCCAUAUAGCUGAAAUUUCUACAUUGUGGAAAGGUUGUAAAGCUCAUGUUCUUUCUUUCCAUGUUAAAACAUACUUUUAAAACAGGUAACUGUUGUUUUUCUCAAUAUCAUUAAAUACUGUACAUUGACAGUCUGAUCUUUUCUUAUUGCUGGUUCUUUUACAAAGAGUUACCAGCAGAAUGAACUACUGCAGUCAGCAGUACAAAUUAAUCCUACAACAAAUACCUGGAAGUUAUUCCCUGUGGCUGCUGGGCCUGACUCAAAAGCUUUUGUAAUGAAAAAUUCUCUCCCAUAUAAGGAUUAUGAAUAGGUCUCCACAUAUUUUUUUUUAAAUAAAGAUUAAAAAUAAUCAUAAAAAAUCAGUGCUGUCAGUCUAGUUCUGAGUUGAGAAGUACCUAGAUUAUAGCCCAUUUAGGGAGCCUAGAUAAUUGGAAGCUUUAGCAAAGUCAGCAGAGGUUGACUAUGCUUGCAAAUUCAGGGAUAUGUCCCAAGAGACCUAACCAGACUAUGGUUAAGAGGCACUGAUGUGGUAACAGAAGUAUCUUUUGUCUUCUCUUAUCGCACCAGUAUGAGAAUGAAAUGAAACCUGGCUUGUACUGUCCUUCAGUUCAGGCUUUUUUAACAUGAACUUUUUUCCAACAAAAGCAGUAGUGGUUUUGACUGAAUGUAAAGGUCUAUACAUUAAUGACGACUACAUUUGUGGGAUGAUGAAAAAUGUUUUGAAUGGUUACAAAUUAGUGUGUUUGGGGAAAAAAAAAUUUAAAAUUAAAUUGUGUAAUUAAAAUUUGCUUCCUGCUUGUGAUGUUGGGUAGCAUUCAGUGGUUCUAAUUAAAGUGCUUCAGCUUUGCAGCCAAAUGCUGGUAUGAUAUAGACAUGCUGGGGCCAGAUGGUAAAUUAACCCUGUAAUAUUAACUUACAUUUUUGGGGGAGAUCUGGAUGGAAUUGAGAAUCCUCAUCCUGAUGGUUUCACAUCUUCGUAUCACGGAAUUCAAGAUGCCAUAAAAAUAAGGUAACAAAGAAAGCAGCAACAAAAUUGGUUAGUUUUGUUCUAUGAACAGACACAGGAAUGAAAACAGUUCACCAAAAAGUAAAGAAAUUAAAACACAAAACGCUGCUUUAAGGAAAUUGUGAAGAAUUUCUAGAAUGCCCCUAAAUAUGUUCUUGUCAGAAGCAGAGGUGGAACCAGAGCUGUUAGAUCUCAUUUACUCUACAACAGGGACAAUGUUAAUGUUUGCUUAAUGAACUCGGUCAGUAAAAACAUCUUUUAGUUGAGAUGAAAUUCUGAAUUCUGUUCCUGUAAUGCAGAAAAUAAAAAUAGAAACAUCUUUUUUUGUUUGUUUGUUUUCAAAGGGCAGAACAUUCUAUUAAUUAAAAUAAUAAAAUCAGAAUGUUCAGCUGUUGUAAAUGGCCAUCUCUGGGACGGCUUCUUUUUGCUCUUACUGUGGAAUCACUCCUAGUGGAAAUAAAUUUAAAGUUAAGUUGAAA
This is a messenger RNA of Aquila chrysaetos chrysaetos, 3597 nucleotides long. RefSeq lists its product as uncharacterized. Gene Ontology annotation, cellular component: precatalytic spliceosome. Lineage: Eukaryota; Metazoa; Chordata; Aves; Accipitriformes; Accipitridae. The transcript is spliced from 16 exons. Bases 502 to 1950 code for a protein of 482 amino acids. The record is from RefSeq and is a predicted model, not a curated record. Gene Ontology annotation, molecular function: single-stranded RNA binding; double-stranded RNA binding.